ACGGUGCAGCAUAAUAUUUUACCCAUAAAGUGAUAAAGGUACUUUUGUCCUCCACUCAGGAGGCUGCCGUGUUCGAGCAUGAGCCUUACCCUCCGGCACGGCCUCGUCAUUCAUAGCCCUAGUUCACGCCAGUCUCCCCGAUCUUUGCCUUCCGGCAAUGGCGAUCUACCUGGGAUCACCAAACUACUUUCUCUCUAUCCACCGCAGUUCGGACAUCAUCGCCGGUACUCCGAUCUCACAACGCCGUUGCAGGUUUUUGCUACUACGGGGUGUGAGGACGCCGAACGUCGUCAGGAUCGCCGCCGAGCGGCGUGCAAUCGAAGGCGUGAGUGAAGAGCUCAACGCGGUGGCGUCUCAGAGCCUUGAUACUGUCGCCGCCCGGCGACGAGUCCGCGCGGCAUUCCUCAACGCGCAGGAGCGGCUUGAUCACUUUCUCUUCAAGGCUGCUCCGUCCGGUAUACUGAUGGAGGAGAGAUACGAGAGGAACUCCAAGGGCUUGGAGGUUUUUUGGAAGAGCUGGCUUCCAAACCUUGGCAUUGCCACCAAGGCUACCCUCUUUUUUUGCCAUGGCUACGGUGACACCUGCACUUUCUUCUUUGAAGGGAUUGCAAAGAGGAUAGCAGCAGCAGGAUAUGGAGUUUAUGCCAUGGAUUAUCCUGGCUUUGGUCUCUCAGAGGGUUUGCACGGCUACAUCCCUAGCUUUGAUGAGAUGGUAGAUCAUGUCAUUGAGCAGUAUGCCCGUAUUCGAGAGAGAAGGGAGGUUGCAGAGCUACAACACUUUCUCCUUGGUCAAUCCAUGGGUGGCGCAGUGGCUCUUAAGGUUCAUCUAAAGCAGCCCAAAGAAUGGGAUGGCGUGUUGCUUGUUGCUCCCAUGUGUAAGAUUGCAGAAGAUGUGACGCCGCCUGCUGCCAUUUUGUAUGCAUUUUCUCUUCUGUCUUACAUUUUACCCGAAGCGAAGUUGUUUCCACAGAAAGAUCUUGGAGAUUUGGCAUUCAGAGAUCCUGAGAAAAGAAAAAUGUCCUCAAUGUGGGAGGGCUUUGAGUCAGAGUUCUUGAUGUUAGCAGCCUUUGAUAUUAAGGCUGAGUAUAAUGUAAUAUCGUAUGCUGAUCAAAUGCGACUAAAAACAGCUGUUGAGCUUGUAAAAGCAACUCGUGAAAUUGAGUCAAAGCUUGAGGAGGUGACUUCGCCGUUGCUGAUUCUUCAUGGAGCUGCUGACAAGGUGACAGAUCCUAAUGUGAGCAAGUUCCUUUAUGAUAAGGCUUCCACAAAGGAUAAAACUCUCCGGUUUUACGAGGAAGGUUACCAUGCUAUUCUCGAGGGAGAACCUGACGAACGGAUUUCUAAUGUUAUUGAUGACAUCAUUUCCUGGCUAGAUUCCCAUGUUGCCAUUCAGUAGCUUCGGAGAUUUUCUGCUCAAAUUGUCUUAGGGAGAUUGAUUCCAGAAAUUCAGAGUAAUAUGAUAUUUCCCCGUUGAAGCCAACGCUAUCCAACAUGAACACAUAUUUAUGAAGAAAAUAUUUUGGAUUUUACUACAGAUUUUUGGGGAUCUUUUAGUAAGUGUCUGGAUUGUACUUACAUGUUAGUCUUUGCACAAAUAUGCUUUUAGCCUUCACUUUUUAAUUUUCAAAAAAAUUUCAAUGAUUAAGGCUAAUUAUUUUGUUAAAUCAUCAAUUAGAAAGAAGAAUUUUCAACAAUCAAA
Messenger RNA from Dendrobium catenatum, 1699 nucleotides. RefSeq names its product caffeoylshikimate esterase. Gene Ontology annotation, molecular function: lipase activity. Gene Ontology annotation, cellular component: membrane. The transcript is spliced from 10 exons. NCBI's taxonomy places the organism in Eukaryota, Viridiplantae, Streptophyta, Magnoliopsida, Asparagales, Orchidaceae. The coding region runs from base 158 to 1396 and encodes 412 amino acids. The record is from RefSeq and is a predicted model, not a curated record.